CUGUCCUAACCAUUUAUUCAUCUGUGGAUCACAGAGAGGGAGCACAAAUUUAACACAGCCUCUAGAAUCAGACACAAUCUGUGGGGCAUUACGAACUGGUAUCUCAAGAAAAUCGCAUUGCAACUGUUGACAUCACUGAUCUGACUCUUGAAUAGGAUCUGAAUGAAAAGAAAAAAUUGUGAAGUUGUUUUUUUCCCUUCGCUAUUUGGAAUUGGAUUGUGCUCUGAAACAUAUGUCCAACCCUUCCAGGCAGAGAAAAUAGCCUAAAUGAGAAGUGGUGAUUUCUCUAUGAGGAUGAAUUGGACACACUCCUAUUCAAGACAAUUCACCAUUGCUGGCUGAAUAUAGUGUGUACGGUGCUGUGAGCAACUGUGUGUAGUAUGUACAGUGCAGUGAGGCUGUAUGUAGUGCACUGAGGCUACUGGGUGUAGUGUAUUCAGUGCAGUGAAGCUGUUGGGUAUAAUAUGUACAGUGCAGUGAGACUGGGUGUAGUAUGUACAGCACAGUGACCCUGUGUGUAGUCCAGUGAGGCUACUGGGUAUAGUGUGUACAGUGCAGUGAUACUGUGUGUAGUGUGUACUGUGCAGUGAGGCUGUACAUAGUGUGUACAGUGCAGUGAUACUGUGUGUAGUGUGUACUGUGCAAAUGAGGCUGUACAUAAUGUGUACAGAGCAGUGAGGUUGCUGUGUGUACAGUGCAGUGAGGCUGCAGCCUGGAGCUUCUGCCUUGUCACCACUCACCAGUGCAACAUGCCAGUCAGAUACUGUAGUGUCAGGCAUUUUCCCUAAUUAAUUCACCCCUCACUGCAAAGUUGAACAUGUUCCAUCUUCAGGGAAAACAAAGCUGAUGAUUCAGUGCAUGCUACACCCAUGAACAUAGCCCCAAACUAUGCCUUGCUGACACCUCUCAAUUAUUUAGGGCUAUUAAAUACAAGCUCACCCACCACCUUUUAUAUUUAAAUUAUUACUAUUAAACACCAGCAGUAUUUUAUAUCUCAUUCUAUUUUUUUUAAUUCUGUAUUUAGUAAUUUCUAUAUCUGUUUGUAAUUGACACAGCCAGGGUGAGAGAUCCCCCACCCCUUACUAACCAUGAAUAGGAAGAUAGGAAGGAGUCCCAGAGCCUCUGUCCAGUGAACCCCGUGUUAUAAUCCUGGAGCACAGUGUGUGGUGGCUGUCAGUGUGCUGUGUAGAAGGAGCACAGUGUGUGGUGGCUGUCAGUGUGCUGUGUAGAAGGAGCAGUGUGUGUCUGUGUGCUCUGUAGAAGGAGCAGCGUGUGUCUGUCACUGUGUGUGUGUGCCAGUGUGUGCUGACAGCCAGCAGCCCGGACGCGUUGCAGUAAUUGCCUGUGCCCGCGGGGUAUUUUGUCCCAGCCGGCUCUCGGUCAGGGAGAUGGGAGAAGGCAUGUCUAAGAGGCUGAGGCUGCAGCUCGGUGGGGAAGCGGAGAUGGAGGAGCGCUCUUUUAACAACCCCUAUCCGGACUACCGCCCCCCACAGCCCGCCACGGGGGAGCCGGAGGAAGAAGACACCUACCUGGGAGAGGAAGCCUCAGGGGAGCUGGACCUACCGUUUGACAGAGAUGGCAAGAUCACCAGCAGAUUUUCAAGGCGGCUCCAAGCAAAAAUUAGUGACUUGCUUCAACAAAUGGAAGAAGGGCUUAAGACUGCAGAUCCACAUGACUGCUCAACAUACACUGGAUAUACAGGCAUAGUCCUCCUCUACCUGCAGCUGUACCGUGUCACCCAGGAGGAAUCCCAUCUUCAGCGGUCACUGGACUACGUGAAAAGGAUACUACGGAACCUGAAUGGCAGAAAAGUCAGCUUUCUUUGUGGUGAUGCUGGACCCCUCGCUGUGGGAGCAGUCGUACAUCACAAACUGCAAAACCAAGCUGAAGCAAACGAUUGCAUCACAAAGCUACUGCAGUUGCAGAAAGGAGUGAUCAGCACAGAUUCGGAGCUCCCAGAUGAGUUACUCUAUGGUAGAGCAGGUUACCUCUACGCACUUCUCUAUGUAAACACCGAGAUUGGCCCAGACACUGUACCCCAGGCUACAAUUAAAGAGGUCACGGAUGCCAUUAUCGAAUCUGGGAAAAACCUGUCAAAAGAAGAGCACAAGACUGAGCGCUGCCCCCUGCUGUAUCAGUGGCACAAAAAAUAUUAUGUAGGAGCAGCACAUGGCUUAGCAGGAAUUUACUUCAUGCUAAUGCAGCCUUUAUCAAAAGUUGAACAAGAUACAUUAAAUGAACUGGUGAAGCCAAGCAUAGACUAUGUGCGUCACAAGAAAUUUCGAUCUGGAAAUUAUCCAUCCUCCUUAAGCAAUGAAACAGACAGACUGGUGCAUUGGUGCCAUGGAGCACCAGGAGUCAUACAUAUGCUAAUACAAGCUCACAAGGUUUUUAAAGAGGAAAAGUACUUAAAAGAUGCAAUGGAAUGCAGUGAUGUCAUCUGGCAGAGGGGACUUCUGCGGAAGGGCUAUGGUAUAUGUCAUGGUACCUCUGGGAAUGGGUACUCCUUCUUAUCACUGUAUCAUCAUACACAGGACAAGAAGUAUCUCUACAGAGCCUGCAAGUUCGCCGAGUGGUGUUUAGACUAUGGAAAACAUGGGUGCCGUAUUCCUGAUAGACCAUAUUCUCUCUUUGAAGGAAUGGCUGGUGCUCUCCACUUCCUGUCAGACAUUUUGUCCCCAGAAAAGUCACGCUUUCCUGCAUUUGAGCUUUGAUCAUGUGGCAGGGUGGAGUGGUGACAGGAUUUAUCCCUGUGACGUUUCAGAAGAUGAAAUGCUUUGGACAAAGUGUUACUGUCCAAAGUUUCUCAAUAUGCUACUGCUUUGAAGAACGUUUCGUGAUGAUUAACUGUGAAGGACAUUCUAGAAGUUGUGCCAUCACGGAUGUCCUGAACUGAGACUACAUGGAGGCCACAAAGCUUUUAUUGUAUUUUGCAAAAGCUUAUUAACUUAUGUUUCCUUUUCCCUUAUGUACAAGAAAUAUGCAACAUUGGUGUGCAAUUUUCAGAAUAAUUGUAGAGAUAUGUACUCGUAACAUGUAACAUGUAACAUGCAGUUUAUUUAUUUGGUACAUGCCACACCUUGAAAUAACCUCCAUAUUGGAAAUGAGAUCAAUCCCAAAACAUAUUUACCAGAAAUUCUCACAAUAGCAACUGAGGUGCAUACCGUGCAUUUAACCUGUUUAUUUAUAUACAGUUAUUUUUAUUAUCAUUUAUCAUUCCAUAGGAUUCACAGUUUUACAGAGGAUAUAUAAAGGUAAUGAUAUUAGAACCG
Messenger RNA from Pelobates fuscus (common spadefoot toad), 3272 nucleotides. It is a transcript of the gene LANCL2, whose product is annotated as LanC like glutathione S-transferase 2. Lineage: Eukaryota; Metazoa; Chordata; Amphibia; Anura; Pelobatidae. Gene Ontology annotation, biological process: peptide modification; carbohydrate metabolic process. Bases 1389 to 2714 code for a protein of 441 amino acids. Gene Ontology annotation, cellular component: plasma membrane. The transcript has 11 exons. The record is from RefSeq and is a predicted model, not a curated record.